AUUUUUUUCCAUAAUAGAAGUAUUUGGUUUGGUGUCGCAGCGGAACUGAUGAAUAAACGCAAAGGUUCCUCCCGGACUGUGUUUUGUGGAGGACAGGAGCUGGAAUAACAGGAAGAGGAGCAGCAGCCACUAUGGCCGAGACGCACAGCUUGCAGGACCUGCGGCAAGCAGCCGUCGCCUCCAAGGUUUUCGUUCAGAGAGACUACACCUCUGGAACCAUCUGCAAGUUUCAGCUCAAGUUCCCGGCCGAGCUGGAGAGCAGGAUCGACAAGCAGCAGUUUGAGGAGACCAUACAGACCCUGAAUAAUCUCUAUGCAGAGGCGGAGAAGUUGGGCGGCAGGUCAUAUCUGGAGGGCUGUCUGGCCUGUCUCACUGCGUACACAAUCUUCCUCUGCAUGGAGACCCACUACGAGAAAGUGCUGAAAAAGAUUGCCAAGUACAUCCAGGAGCAGAAUGAGAAGAUCUACGCUCCUCUCGGGCUUCUCCUGACUGACCCCAUAGAGAGGGGCCUCAGGGUUGUGGAGAUCACUAUUUUUGAGGAUAGAAGUAUUGGUUCAAGAUAAAACACACCAAAGGAUCCUGUUUGGAACGUGAUUAUUGGCCUGCUGGAUUCAGAACCUGCUUCUCCAUCUCAUGAUAUAACAAACAUUUUGCUUCAAAUGUAGAUAGUAUACCUUUUUUUUUUUUUUCAGACCACUGAUCCAUUAUUUUUUGUAUUUUAUAUUUUACAGAGGGAGAGAGUGGUUGUAUUCUGUAUUUUAGUGAGACUCUCCAAACUAUCUUUCCCUCAGUUAACAGCUUUCCAAUGUCUUACUUAAUCUGAGUUGUUUUAAAUCUAUGUUGUGCCAUGUAAUUUUAUAUUGCAGCUCCAGUGCGUUCCCUUCUCUUGUUUUCUGUAUAUACUUGUCUUGAAUAGGAAGUAUAGAUUAAGUGCACAAUGUUCAGCCGUAAUAGAGUUGCAUCUUGAUAAUUCUGAUCUUUUGUGACGAAAAAACUAAAACUUGUUCUUGGUAUCUUCUCUAAUUUGUGCUUGUGAAAAUGAUCAUAACAUUCAAGAAGAAGCUUCAGUUUUGUGUAUGUGGAAAUUUAAGACUAAUAGUUAUAGUUUGUUAUAUUUAAUGAUUUUCUGUAAUAAUUGGUUUAGUUAUAAGUCACUGUUCUAUUCCAUUCCCUCUAGUUUGUGUAUUCUUCCAUGAUGUUUCACACUACAUUUGACUAUAUUUACCAGUCAACUACUGUGCUUUUAUCAUGUCUGCGAGAUAAUCCUUAUUACACACAAAUGCCAUAAAUCCUUAAAAGGCAUGGUUUGCAUUUAAUAUUGCGUCCCCAGCUUGUGUUUCAGACUGCUGUCAGGUCGAACUGUCUUUUGCGUAAAUCUUUUUAUCAGUGUUGUAUCAUAAUGUCUUUUUUGAAAAUCUUUUGACACUUAUUUAAACUAUGUAUCGUACAAUAAAUAGUGUUUUCUUGAACAAAUUAA
Carassius gibelio (silver crucian carp) is the source of this 1477-nucleotide messenger RNA. RefSeq names its product golgin A7 (gene golga7). Gene Ontology annotation, biological process: peptidyl-L-cysteine S-palmitoylation; Golgi to plasma membrane protein transport; protein targeting to membrane. Gene Ontology annotation, cellular component: Golgi stack; palmitoyltransferase complex. The record is from RefSeq and is a predicted model, not a curated record. The transcript is spliced from 6 exons. NCBI's taxonomy places the organism in Eukaryota, Metazoa, Chordata, Actinopteri, Cypriniformes, Cyprinidae. Bases 132 to 563 code for a protein of 143 amino acids.